This is a messenger RNA of Lactuca saligna, 2161 nucleotides long. The record is from the annotation of a GenBank genome assembly. NCBI's taxonomy places the organism in Eukaryota, Viridiplantae, Streptophyta, Magnoliopsida, Asterales, Asteraceae.
AAACAAGACAAAGAUUGUACCUUUUAUGUUAAUAUAAGAAAAAGAAGAGUAUCAAUGUCUAGCAUGUCCUCACUUAGUGCCAAACAAUAUUAUUUUGGUAUUUAGCAACGUGAGAAAACAACAAUCUAUUUCUUUGACAGCAGAAAAAACAAAAAAAACAAAAUAUAGGUGUUUGGGCAUUGAUUUUGAGAGAGAAUUUUUUUUCUUUAAAAAGUGAUAAAUGGAGGACUAUCAUGAACUCUUCUUUUUAUAAACAUACGAUAGUUUGCUACUUCUCUUUCCUGCUCAAAGUACCUAUCUCCUUUGCCCCCUUUCUCCCUAAACUGCGGUUUGAGUGUAAUUCAGAGCCAUGUUAGAUUCCUUCAUCUGUCAAUCAUCGAUUCACCUUCAUAUAAUUGGUUUCAUCCUCCAUAAUUGCUGCUUCUGACUUCUGACACUCUAAAUGUCUCGUUUUUCUUCACUCUUCUUCCUCGAUAACUCCCCUGUUUACACAGCUCCGACCUCGGAAUUCAACUUUAAUGGUGUCUGGAAAGGUGGGUCAAUUGUUUGAUUGAAGAUUAUACGGUUCCCAUGCCCAAAUCACGACUUGGAUUGAAGCUUUCUGCAACUGGGUUUUAUAACGAAUUUUGCAAUGCAAGCAUCUGAUUACAAUAGAUCCGCUAUAUCCAACGCUUUUUACUGUCAAUCGAUGCAAGAAUUCGAUUCGUUUUAUAAGCCCCAAGCUCAGUGUUUAAAUGAUCUCAGCCGUGGGACCAAUUACUUGGCCAAAUCGGAACCCUACUGCACCCUCGAAUCCUCCUCCGCUAACGGCAGUUGCACCACCAUGUAUAAAUUGCGCCAGUUAGAGACUGUAAUGCUCGGAGAUUCAGAUUUCGAAGAUGAUGCCGGAAACGGGAGAUCAUUCGCCGGCGGUGUAGUAGACUUGCCGGAUUUAGAAAUUUGGAAAGAGAUGAUGGUGGGUUUUCCAAGACGAGACCUGAAACAAGUCCUCAUUGCUUGUGCUAAAUCCGUUUCCAAUAACGAUUUCUCAAAAGCCCAAUUGUUGAUAUCGGAGCUCCGGCAAAUGGUGUCAGUCGCCGGAGAACCAAUCCAGAGGCUGGGUGCAUACAUGUUGGAAGGACUAGUAGCUAGACUUUCUUCCUCGGGCAGCACAAUCUACCGGUCAGAUCCUCCAUUAAACACACACACUCUAUACGAAAUCUGCCCGUACUUCAAAUUCGGGUACAUGUCAGCAAACGGUGCAAUAGCAGAAGCGAUGAAAAACGAAAAACGCGUCCACAUCAUCGACUUCCACAUCGCACACGGGACCCAAUGGGUCCCACUGAUCCAGGCAUUUGCAAAGAGACCUGGCGGUCCCCCGCAUAUCCGGAUCACGGGAUUCCACAACUUUACAAGUGAAUUGGGUCCCGUUGGCAAAAGGCUAUGUAGGCUUGCAAAAGCCUACAAUGUGCCUUUUGAGUUUCAUACUGAAUCCGGGCCUGAAAAUUUUCAGGCCCGACCAGGUGAAUCACUAGCAGUAAAUUUCGCUUUUGUUUUACAUCAAAUGCCGGACGAGAGUGUGAGUAUCCGGAAUCAUAGAGACCGGGUGUUGAGGCUUGUAAAGAGUAUGAAGCCAAAGGUUGUAACCCUAGUCGAGCAAGAAUCUAACACAAAUACUGCCCCGUUUUAUCCUCGGUUUCUUGAAGCUCUCGAUUAUUAUAACGCGAUGUUUGAGUCGAUUGACAUCACGUUGCCACGUCAUCACAAGGAAAGGAUAAAUAUCGAGCAACAUUGUUUGGCCCGUGAUGUUGUAAACAUUAUAGCGUGUGAGGGGGGUGAACGUGUUGAAAGGCAUGAGCUUUUGGGGAAGUGGAAGUUGCGAUUCGGUAUGGCAGGGUUUAGCCCGAGCCCGAUGAGCCCCUUGGUGAACCAAACGAUCAAACGGUUGUUAAAGAAUUAUAGUGAGAGAUAUAGACUUGAAGAAAGAGAUGGAGCUUUGUAUCUUGGAUGGAUGAACCGAGAUUUAGUCGCUUCUUGUGCUUGGAAGUGAUCAAAUGUCUCCUUUUUAUAACUUUCGGUAAGUUAGAACGAAAUGUAACCGAGACAAGUUUUUUAAUGAAUCAAUGAUUAUAUAUUGAUCUAUAUUUUGAGCUAUGAUACUUCAAUUCUAUUUGUAUUGAAC